Columba livia (rock pigeon) is the source of this 6640-nucleotide messenger RNA. Its product is annotated as phospholipid-transporting ATPase ID. Gene Ontology annotation, biological process: phospholipid translocation; Golgi organization. Gene Ontology annotation, molecular function: ATP hydrolysis activity; magnesium ion binding; ATPase-coupled intramembrane lipid carrier activity. The record is from RefSeq and is a predicted model, not a curated record. The transcript has 28 exons. Bases 530 to 4063 code for a protein of 1177 amino acids. Lineage: Eukaryota; Metazoa; Chordata; Aves; Columbiformes; Columbidae. Gene Ontology annotation, cellular component: trans-Golgi network; plasma membrane.
AGCAGGAGGUAGGUAAGGUGAGCAGCAGUUGCCUCUGGAAUUAAUUGGGGUCCCCCAACCCUAGGUGCUCUGCUUUUCUGCUUUACUCUUUGGCAGCUUGUUGUGCUGCAGCAGUUUAUUUUUAAGGGAGCUACUACACUCUCCCUAUCUACAGGAAACAGAAUUAAAAAAAAAAAAAGGAAGAAUUUGGCCAGGAGCCAAACCCAGUGACUGAAGUAAGAAGUAGGGAACUUGGAGUAAGUUUAGUUACCAGGACAUUGCAUGGCAGAGCGGGUCUGCGGUGGAUUUUAAGGGGCUUGGAGGCAAGCACGCGAUGCCCAUUUCACUGCGCAAAGAAGCUUUGCUUUCUUAGAUGAAGGUCUUGGCACUGUGACUACAAGCGAAGCUGUUGGUUUUGGGAGGGAAUAAAGCUGCGUGUAAAUGAGAAGAGAGGAGUGUACCGGAGUGCUAUGGAGGGCAGCAACUUUGUUGUGAUUUUUACAAGCCUUCAAGGAAGUUCCAUGGAGUUGGACUAAAAUAAAGUUUUGGGAUGUCUCUAUUUGGAUUGAAAUUUGGAAAGAAGAAACUGAAAGAGGAAGAGAGACAACUUCAAGCAAACAACCGGGAUUUUAAUCUGCAGUUUGAAUAUGCUAACAAUUCAAUUAAAACAUCAAAAUACAACUUCUUCACUUUCCUGCCUCUCAACCUGUUUGAACAGUUUCAGCGAAUAGCCAAUGCUUACUUUCUUUUCCUGCUGAUUUUGCAGUUGAUUCCUCAGAUUUCCUCGCUGGCCUGGUUUACAACGGUGGUGCCCCUGGUCCUGGUGCUGGCUGUGUCGGGAGUCAAGGAUGCCAUUGAUGAUUUUAAUCGACACAAAAGUGACAAACAUGUCAACAACCGCCCAGUCCAGGUCCUGAUCAAUGGCAUGUUAAAGGAUGAAAAAUGGAUGAAUGUCCAAGUGGGGGAUAUAAUAAAACUAGAAAACAACAACUUUGUGACGGCUGACCUACUGUUGCUGUCGAGCAGCGAGCCACACAGCCUGACAUACAUCGAGACAGCUGAGCUGGACGGUGAAACAAACCUCAAGGUGAAGCAGGCACUGACAGUCACUGCAGAGCUUGGAGAAGAUCUUCAGAAACUGACAGAGUUCAACGGUGAAGUCAGAUGUGAGGCACCAAACAACAAACUGGAUAAGUUCACAGGAACUCUCACUCUUCGAGGAGAGAAGUAUGCCCUGGACAAUGAGAAGAUGUUGCUGAGGGGUUGUACGAUUAGGAACACAGAGUGGUGCUUUGGUCUCGUAAUUUAUGCUGGGCCAGACACCAAACUAAUGCAAAACAGUGGAAAAACAACUUUUAAACGUACAAGCAUUGAUCGGCUCAUGAAUGUUCUUGUGUUGGUGAUCUUUGCAUUUUUAGCACUGAUGUGUCUUAUCCUAGCCAUUGGCAAUGGCAUCUGGGAAUAUGAUACAGGCUACUACUUCCAGGUCUAUCUGCCAUGGGCAGAAGGUGUCAACUCUGCCCCCUACUCUGGCUUCCUCAUGUUCUGGUCAUAUGUGAUUAUUCUAAACACAGUGGUGCCAAUUUCACUCUAUGUCAGUGUAGAGAUUAUACGCUUGGGUAACAGUUUCUACAUUGACUGGGACCGCAAAAUGUAUUACCCGCUGAACGACACGCCGGCUCAGGCCCGUACCACUACACUCAAUGAAGAGCUGGGGCAGAUCAAGUACAUCUUCUCAGACAAAACAGGAACUCUCACUCAGAACAUCAUGUGUUUCAAUAAGUGCUCCAUUAAUGGCAAAUCCUAUGGUGAUGUAUAUGAUACAUCUGGACAAAGGAUAGAAAUAAAUGAGAACACAGAGAAGGUUGAUUUCUCCUACAACCAGUUAGCCGACCCAAAGUUUGCCUUCUAUGACCAUAGCCUGGUGGAAGCUGUGAAGCUGAGUGAUGUCCCGACGCACAGGUUCUUCCGGCUACUCUCACUUUGUCACACAGUGAUGCCAGAAGAGAAGAAGGAAGGUAACUUGGUGUAUCAGGCACAAUCUCCUGAUGAGGGAGCCCUUGUCACUGCUGCCAGAAACUUUGGAUUUGUGUUCCGGGCUCGCACACCGGAGACCAUCACUGUUGUGGAAAUGGGAGAGACAAAAAUCUACAAACUCCUGGCUAUUCUUGAUUUCAAUAAUGUUCGCAAGCGCAUGUCUGUUAUUGUGCGAAGCCCAGAAGGUGACUUGACUUUGUACUGCAAGGGGGCUGACACCAUUCUUUAUGAACUGCUUCAUUCAUCCUGCGAAUCUCUCAAAGAGGAAACCACAGAACACCUGAAUGAGUUUGCUGGUGAAGGUCUGAGGACACUCGUGGUCGCCUAUAAAAACUUGGAUGAAGACUACUUUCAGGACUGGAUCAGGCGUCACCACGAAGCAAGCACUGCCUUGGAAGGACGGGAAGAUAAAUUGUCGGAAUUAUAUGAAGAGAUUGAAAAGGACCUGAUGCUGCUAGGUGCCACAGCAAUUGAGGACAAGUUACAAGAUGGAGUCCCACAGACAAUUGAGACUCUUGCCAAAGCCAACAUUAAGAUAUGGGUUCUCACUGGAGACAAGCAAGAGACGGCAAUGAAUAUUGGUUACUCCUGCAACUUGCUCUAUGACGACAUGGAUGAUGUUUUCGUUAUUGACGGCAGCACAUCUGAUGACGUACUUAAUGAGCUGAGGAAUGCAAGGAAAAAGAUGAAGCCAGACUCCUUUCUGGACAGUGAUGAACUCAACAUUCAAUUUGAAAAAUCAUCAAAAAAGCCAAAAAUUUUACCUGAUGAGCAAGCAAAUGGAGUGUAUGGUCUGGUUAUCACUGGCCACAGUCUGGCUUAUGCAUUAGAAGGGAAUCUGGAGCUGGAGCUGGUGAGAACUGCUUGCAUGUGCAAAGUGGUGAUCUGCUGCCGGGUGACGCCACUGCAGAAAGCCCAGGUGGUGGAGCUGGUGAAGAAGUACAAGAAGGCUGUGACACUGGCAAUUGGAGAUGGCGCCAAUGAUGUCAGCAUGAUAAAAACUGCCCACAUCGGGGUUGGUAUCAGUGGCCAGGAGGGGAUGCAGGCAGUCUUGUCCAGCGACUUCUCCUUUGCACAGUUCCGUUACCUGCAGCGCCUGCUCUUGGUCCAUGGCCGGUGGUCCUACAUCCGCAUGUGCAAGUUCCUCAAAUACUUCUUCUACAAGAAUUUUGCCUUCACAUUAGUGCAUUUCUGGUAUGGCUUCUUCUCUGGCUUCUCAGCACAGACUGUCUACGAUGAGUGGUUCAUUACGCUUUACAAUUUGGUAUAUACCUCCCUCCCGGUGCUAGGAAUGAGCCUCUUCGAUCAGGAUGUGGAUGAUCGUUGGAGCAUGCUGUUUCCUCAGCUAUACGUGCCUGGCCAGCAAAACCUCUAUUUUAACAAAAUAGUGUUUGUCAAGUGCAUGUUGCAAGGAAUCUACAGUUCCCUCAUUCUCUUCUUCAUCCCCUAUGGGGCCAUGUACAAUACAAUGAGAAGUGAUGGGAAGGCCAUUGCUGACUACCAGUCCUUUGCACUGAUGGCCCAGACCUGCUUAUUGAUUGUGGUGUCUGUACAGAUUGGCUUGGACACCUCUUACUGGACAGUUGUGAACCAGUUCUUCAUCUGGGGCAGCCUUUCUGUUUACUUUGCUAUCACCUUCACCAUGUAUAGUGACGGCAUGUACAUGAUCUUCACAGCCUCCUUUCCAUUCGUUGGUACGGCUCGAAACACCCUCAGCCAGCCAAAUGUGUGGCUAGCAAUCUUCCUCAGCAUCACCCUCUGUGUGCUGCCUGUGGUUGGCUUUCGGUUCCUGAAGACUCAGUUAAAGCCAACUCCCAGCGAUAAAGUCCUGCUUAAGAUCAAAGAAGCCAAAAAGCGGCCACCUCCACCCUCACCCAAGAGACGCCUGCGUCGGACCAGCACCCGCCGCUCCGGUUAUGCCUUCUCCCACCAGCAUGGCUUUGGAGCACUCAUUAUGUCUGGAAGAAACAUGCGGCCAAAAUCACCUUUCGCCACAACAGGAACAUUUUCACCAAAUAGUGACAAAUAUAAACACAAAGGACUGUAAAAAACAAGCAAGCAACCAACCAACCACAAAAACACCAAACAUACCCCUAAACCCAGACAAACAAAGAAGAAAAAGACCAAAAAACCAAAGCAAACCAAAACAAAGGGCUAUCAGGAGAGGAGGCCGUGCUCCCUGCAAAGCAUCAAGCCGGUGGUGGCUCAGAGCUCUGUUACCUCUGGGCUAUCAAAUCAAGGACUUGGGCCUUUCCUUUCACCCACACGUGUGCUCUGACUCCAGCUUCUUUUCCAAAGACGUGUGCUGCUGCCAUGGAAGGCAGGCAGGGUGAAUAAGAGCUGUUUCAGGGUAUCCCAGAGAGCGUCCGUGGAACAAGACAGAACAUACUGCAGGAGGCAUCUCCACUUCUUGAGAUUGUUCCUAAUGCUAUUUUAUUUUUUUUCCUCCCUUUAACUACAUACCUCAGAGCAAAGAGAAGUCCAGGCUGAGGGAAAGGCUGAAUUGGUGAUGUCUUUCUCAUUCACGUGCCUUUGUUUUUGUCAUAAAUCCACUCCUGGCUGUAUUACUGGGGUGACAGUAUUGACCCCAGGUGUGCCUUAGGUCCAGCCACACAACCCCCAGAUCCCCAGUCUUUGUAAUACGUGUAAUUUUUUAGCCUUUUGACUGUGUACAGGCACUUUGAAAGGCAUGAGUUGGAAAUAACCUCCUUCCAAAGAAACUGUUAAUCCAGUUUCUCAAGAGAUGGCCAGUGACCAAAUACCAGCCUCAUCCCACAUCUGCAGUCAGGAAGUGCUGCAAGCUCAGAGAAACCCUUAGUUGGUCAAGGGACAAGGACUUGACAUUCAUCAGCCUGCCCUGUUUUAUCUGCAUUGCAAAUCUGCUCUCGUAAAAAGAUCAUUGUCCUCAGAGCCCUCUCAGGUUUUGUAGCUGGGUCCCAGCCAUUUCAUUUAGACUCAAAGGGCUGAAGCAGCUCAGGCUGCCAUAAGAAUCAAGCCAUAAAAUCUGGCCCUGAGAAGCCCAAGACACGGUUAGGGCUCAUCUGAACUGCUGGCACCCAGUGUCUCUCCCACCAUGACAAACUGAGGCACAUGCACGUUUGACUUGAUGAAGGUCACACGAGCAGUAUCAGAGGCAGAGAUGCUAUUUCAUGGAUAGUGGAGGGUGUCCUGCUCCACUCGUGCUGUUGCUCAGUGUAAGGAAUGAAGCAUGACCCGGUGACUCCCUCUCCCUCCCUGACGAGUGAUGUGGGUCAAGUUUCAGAUGAAUUUAGUGAAGAUUUGGGGGCUGCUACAGAGUUUCCCUGUGCUGGCUAUAUUUGCGAAUGGCUCAUCUGGCAAUCACCAUCUCCAGAGAGCUGAAAUUCCUAUCAGCCUGACUGCCAGCAGAGGGCCCUGAGAUGCACAGGCACAGCCAAAGUCACAGUGAUCCUGGGGGACUGGGAUUUGCUCAUUGUUUUGUUACACCAGCUCCAUAAGCAGCGGGGUUAGUGGGUGGAAGGCCAGCGUGGCGGCGUGAGAGUCUGUCCUGCCAGCACUGCUGAGCUGUCUAAAUGAAGAUUUUAGAUUUUUUUGUGCAGACGACUAAGCAGCAUUCACUGGUUUGUGGUUUUUUGGUUUUUUUUGGUGCUUUUAUACAAAUGUAGACUCCUUUCUUGUUUUGAAUUGGAAUUUUUUGCACAGUAACCAUCUGGUAUUUAUUGGUAGCUCUCUGCCUCGAGGCUGAGCUAUCGAUGGAAACAAUGUAUGAUGGCAACAGGCCAGCCAUGUCCCUAUUAAUCUGAUUUGCCUGUAACACCUUGCUGCCUGUGGUCCCAGUUUCAGCAGUUAAUGAGUGUUGAAGCUUUAAUAGAAGGUUUCAUCUCCCAGCAUUUACCCCAGCACCGAAAAAAGAUUGUUGCACCUGCUGCUUUGGGAGGGUCGUUGCAAACCGUGGUAUUACAUUUCAGCGUAGCCAGUGCAAAACUAGAACUGGGACUGGAUCCAGACUUCAGCAUCCAGGAACUGCUUGCUAGGGAAGGACCAAAUUCUAAUAAUUGAUCUCUCCUGCAAGGAGAUACCUAAGUAAAGUGAGCGCCUGCACUCUGACUGACGAAACUGCUGUGAUGUGCUUGUCACCACCCUCUGAUUUAGCAUUCACUUUGCAGAGACAAUCAGGACUUUUUGAUGAGGAUUGUGGGUUUCACAGUCAGCCUCCCUGGGGCUAGAGGAAAAUGGGGAAUUUAUGCAGUUAAGCAGAUAUCCCGACAAUACCCAGCUGGGUCUGUGGCCUGAGAGUACUAGCAAAGCUGUUUCUAGGAUGUAAUGCAGCAGAAUACAAUGCAGAGUAGCAGAGGCAGACCUUUUGCUGACAAAGCAAGGCAAAUCUGAGACUGUGUCACUCUUCUCAUACGGUUUACGGGCAAAGCAUUCACCUUCUGGCUGAAGCGAACUUGCACAUGCUGCAUAGGACGCACAGGGGAUAAUAGAGCUGCUGGUGAAUUUGCUCCGGAUACAAAUACUUCAGUGGUUUGACAAGAUCAGCAUAUGAAAUAUAUCAGCUAGCAGUGAUGUCUGUCCUACAUCGCUCCUGAUUUUGUAAAAUAAUUUUUUAAAAAGAAAAAAAAUAAAAUAUGGGGAUGACUGA